UUCAAAAGAUGCCUCGAGCUCCCAAAAUCACCCUGAGCUGGCAGCUUCCCUUCUCAGCCAGAGAAUUCAAAUCCCUUCCCCAAGGGAAUCCAAAUUCCUUCUCCUCCUUCCCAUGAAGAGCCGACCCCGGGCACCUCGUGUGACCUCAUACAAACCCCCGUGUCCCCAGUCUCCAUCCCCUGCAACCGAAAUUUCCUCAGAAAUUGGGAUGGAAUUAGCCAGAAAUCAGGAUCUCACAAGAAAAUCUCCAGUGGUGUGGAGAUGCCUCCCAAAUUUCCAGUGGGAUGGAGAUUCCUCCCAAAUUUCUACUGGGAUGGAGAUUCCUCCCAGAUCUUCACUGGUUCCUCCCAAAUUUCUACUGGGAUUGAGAUUCCUCCCAAAUCUCCACUGGUUCCUCCCAGAUCUCCACUGGUUCCUCCCAGAUCUCCACUGGGAUGGAGUUUUCUCCAAGGUGAAAAGGGGGAAGAUCAGAUGACUCCACACAGGGGAAGUGUCCAGACCCGGGGAUUUUUGGGUGGGAUUCCCUCAUCUCCUGCUUCUCCAGCUCCACCACCAGCUCAUCCUCCCCCGGCUUUGUCCCCUGGCAGGUCCCUGCAGCGCCAUGCCUUGGGCCACCACCCUCAUCCUCAUCCUGGCCGGGCUCUGCGGCUCCGCCCUGGGCCAGUACAACGAGGAGGAGGACCUGGCGUGGCUCCAGUACUACCUGCGGCAGUCCCGCGUCUCCUCCUACAACUACGUGCCCUACUACGAGGAGGAGAGCCCCGCGUACGCCUACUCCUACCCCUCCGCCACCGACAGCGAGCCCGAGCCCGAGCCGGAGCCGCAGCAAGCCGCGCCCUGGCGGUGUCCCCAGGAGUGUGACUGUCCCCCCAACUUCUCCUCGGCCAUGUACUGCGACACGCGGAACCUGCGGUACCUCCCGUUCGUGCCCUCGCGGAUGAAAUACGUCUAUUUCCAGAAUAACCUGAUCACCUCCAUCCAGGAGGGAGCCUUCGACAACGCCACGGAGCUGGAGUGGCUGGCGCUGCACAACAACCAGAUCAGCAGCGAAAAGAUGGGGAAAAGGGUUUUUGGGAAGCUGCAGCGUUUGGAGAGGCUCUACAUGAACAACAACAACCUGACCAGGCUGCCCGGCCCGCUGCCGCGCUCGCUGCGGGAGCUCCACCUCUCCUACAACCAGAUCUCCAAGGUGCCUUCCAAUGCUCUGGAGGGGCUGGAGAACCUCACGGCGCUGUACCUCAGCCACAACUUCAUCUUCGAGCUGGGCGCCUCCCUCAAGGGGCUCAAGUCGUUGAUCCUGGCCGACCUGAGCUACAACAACCUCAGGAAGGUCCCCGACGGGCUCCCGGCGUCCCUGGAGCAGCUGUACCUGGAGUACAACUACAUCAACGCCAUCCCCGACGAUUAUUUCCAGGUGUCCCCCAGGCUGCUCUACGUGAGGAUGUCCCACAACAGCCUGACCAACCAAGGGCUCUCCAGCAACACCUUCAACAGCAGCAGCAUCCUGGAGCUGGACCUCUCCUACAACCGGCUCCAGAAGAUCCCGCGGGUCAACACCAACCUGGAGAACCUCUACCUGCAGGGGAACCAGAUCAACGGUGAGCAGCAGUGAAAAACCCCCGGUGGUGGUUUGAGCAGGG
Molecule: messenger RNA, 1640 nt
Organism: Cyanistes caeruleus (blue tit)
Lineage: Eukaryota; Metazoa; Chordata; Aves; Passeriformes; Paridae
Source: RefSeq, a predicted model, not a curated record